Messenger RNA from Aspergillus fijiensis CBS 313.89, 612 nucleotides. RefSeq lists its product as uncharacterized. The transcript has 3 exons. The record is from RefSeq and is a predicted model, not a curated record. The annotation marks the transcript as partial. Lineage: Eukaryota; Fungi; Ascomycota; Eurotiomycetes; Eurotiales; Aspergillaceae.
CAAGGCAUCCCCUGGCUCCUCCGCAAGACCAUCCUCUACACCCCGCUUACCAUCCAAAUCACCCACACCACUACCACAAACAACGCGGACGGUAGCAAAACAAUCCACCUCACCGCCCGCCAAACCAGCAUCAAAGCCGCCAGCCCGCCACCGGAUAUCCGGCACUUCGACUGGGAGAUCUACUCGCAGGAGAAUUUUUUGUUCGGGGGGAUUGUGUGUCGGAAUCGGUUUAUCAGGGGGGAUUCCUCGGUAGCUGCCCUUAUGGACGCAGGAGGAAGUGAUGGUGGUGGUGAUGAUGGGGUGGUUAGGCCUGCAGUGGAGGUGCAAAGUCCGCUGAAAGAUGGCGGGGAUCAGGCGGUUGUGAGGAGGUUCUUGCGGGGGGAGGUGGAGGUUGAUGGGUGCACGCUCUCGGAGGGGUUCCUUGGCGACGGGGGGGUGGGAAUUUGGGGGCAUGUUUUUGAUCGGAAGAAGGGUGGCGGGUGGUGCUCUGAGCAGGUUUGGGGGUUUGAGAUGAUACAUGGCGAGAGGUUGUAUUCCCGCCGGGCUGUGCUGACCGACAACACUGGGAGGUACAGGCUGGCGCGGUUGAUUUAUAGGCUGGUUGAGAGCUGA